AUGAUCUGGCCUUCACUCAGCAGCUUCGCCCUCGGCUUCAUCGCAGGAUGCCUCACAAUAAUCAUCCUCCUGGGCAUCGCCGCCCUUGCGCUCACCCGCUCCGGCGACAUUUACGGCCUCGGCCACUGGAAGCUCAACCUCAGGACGCCCUUCCCUUCCAUGUGGAUGAACCUGGGCUUCUGGACGCGAGAUGACGGGACUACCAUCCAGCACUUUGACGAGGCCGCGCGAAACAUGCUCCGGCAGCUCUUACAAGCCGCAGGCCUCCUCUCCAGCUCAGCAUCCGUCGCCGUUCUCGACGUCGGCUUCGGAUGCGGCGACCAGACCGUUGCACUGGCCGAACUCGUCAACGCCUCAUCACGACCUCACUUUCGCUACGUGGGCUUAACCCUGAACGCCACGCAGCUCCAGGAAGCCCAGCAAAGACUCGACGCCGCCCUCUCCCAUUCAACUCAAGACCCAUCAUCAUCCCCAUCAUCCUCAUUAACAACCUCGCUCAACCUACCCGAAACCUCCUUUCGACUCUUCCAAGCAGACGCAGCCCAACCCACAUCCUGGUCCCCCACCGUCCUCUCCUCCGUCACCUCCCUAUCAGACCCAUCCUUCCCCGAGCGCUGGCUCAUGGGCCUCGACUGCCUCUACCACUUCUCCCCCUCCCGCAAACCAAUCUUCACCCUCGCAGCGCGGGACCUGCACGCAAACGUCAUGGCAUUUGACCUCAUCCUGAGCGACUCCGCGUCCUUCUGGGAGACUCUCGCCGUGCGGAUACUCGGCUUCGUCUUGCAAUGUCCCUGGCGAACGUUUUUGACGGAGAGCGAGUAUAGGCAGCAGUUGGUGGAGUGUGGUUACGAUAGGGACCAGGUCGAGAUCCGGGACGUCUCGGACCAUGUGUUUGGCGGCUUGGCGGGCCACUUGCGGAAACAGGAUGCUGUGCUGAGGCCCUAUGGCAUCUCGUUGACGGCGUAUGCCUUGGUAGGGAGGGUGUAUGAGUGGUUUGAUCGGACGAGGGUGCUGAAGGGGGUGGUUGUUGUGGGGAGGGUCAAGAGGAAGAGUCAGUGA
Molecule: messenger RNA, 1059 nt
Organism: Trichoderma citrinoviride
Lineage: Eukaryota; Fungi; Ascomycota; Sordariomycetes; Hypocreales; Hypocreaceae
Exons: 2
Coding region: 1-1059 (352 amino acids)
Source: RefSeq, a predicted model, not a curated record